GGAAUAGACAUCUUCGUGGGUGACCAGAGAGUUCACUAUGAGUCUACUACGCUCAGUCAUACGGCCAAUGGCUAGGAGCUACGCCACCGCCGUAACGGGAUAUGGUAGGGAAGUGGAUGGUUUCGUGGGUGCGGUCGGUAACACUCCAUUGAUUCGUCUGAAUGCACUCUCUCGCGAAACAGGAAGCACCAUAUUGGCCAAAGCGGAAUUCAUGUCCCCCGGCGGAUCCAUCAAAGAUAGAGCUGCGUUAUAUCUCGUAAAAGAUGCAGAGGAGAAAGGCUUGAUAAGACCGGGAGGGACGGUGGUGGAAGGUACAGCGGGUAAUACGGGGAUAGGUUUGGCUCAUGUUUGUCGGAGUAAGGGAUAUGAGUGUGUCAUUUAUAUGCCAGAUACGCAAAGUCAAGAGAAGAUUGAUUUGUUGCGGAUGUUAGGGGCGGAUGUGAGACCUGUUCCUGCCGUGGCAUUUGACAACCCUCAAAACUACAACCACCAAGCUAAAAGAUACGCCGAAUCACUCGAUAACGCGGUAUGGACCAAUCAAUUUGACAACACGGCCAAUCGAAACGCUCACAUCCUCACUACCGGUCCUGAAAUAUGGGAACAAACCGAUGGGGGAAAAUUAGAUGCGUUCAUUUGUGCCACAGGGACAGGUGGGACAUUAGCCGGUGUCACUCGAUAUCUCCAUGAGAAAAGUGGAGGUAAGGUUGAAGGUUGGCUGGCUGAUCCACCUGGAAGUGUGUUAUACAGUUUGGUACAAAAUGGGAAAUUGGAGAGGACAGGGACGGGUAGUAUAACAGAGGGCAUAGGUCAAGGUCGUCUAACAUCAAACUUAAAACCAGAUAUAGAACUUCUCUCUGGCGCAAUACACGUUCCCGAUACAGAUUCAAUCAAUAUGAUAUAUCGUCUUUUACAUGAAGAAGGAUUAUAUCUCGGUGCAUCAUCAGCUUUGAACGUAUGGGCAGCUGUAGAGUUGGCUAAGAGGAAAGGGAAAGGAAGUACUAUUGUCACUGUUUUAUGUGAUGGAGCUUAUCGAUACCAAGCCCGACUAUUUUCCAGAGUAUGGCUAGAAAGUAAAAACUUAGUAGGAGCCAUACCUGAUCAUCUUCAAAAGUAUAUAGUCUUACCUUGAAAUCACACUUGUCAAGAACAACAUUAGAGCAUAUGCAAAUCAUCUUGAUGUCUUGUUCU
Messenger RNA from Tremella mesenterica DSM 1558, 1188 nucleotides. RefSeq lists its product as uncharacterized. Bases 38 to 1129 code for a protein of 363 amino acids. The transcript is spliced from 5 exons. Lineage: Eukaryota; Fungi; Basidiomycota; Tremellomycetes; Tremellales; Tremellaceae. The record is from RefSeq and is a predicted model, not a curated record. Gene Ontology annotation, cellular component: cytoplasm. Gene Ontology annotation, molecular function: cysteine synthase activity; pyridoxal phosphate binding.